GAACGCUUAUAUCGUCCUGAGCUGUCUCAGCUUAAAAACUGGCACUACCAUUAAAAGAUUAGGAUAUAGAUCACCCAAAUAUAUACCACAGAAAACAAUCGGGACUCAUAGGUCCUCACUAAACUACGCCCAUAAGUGGGAUAAUAAAGAGGGUAGGUGAGGGGCGGAGCGUGGAAGUUGGCGUUCCAACAAACUGGCAUGGAUAAAUAGCUCGGCUGUUUUACGGUCUAGGAAAGUUUGCGAUAUUUAUCAUAUUGAAAAAUUAUUUUUAUGCCAGGUUUUCUCAGAUUCCUUUAAACUGUUUUGUUGAGCUUUUAAGCUUUGUGGAUCGUAGAGGAACAGAGCGAGACCAUUUUUUUCGUUGAUCUUAACGUCUAUAUCCGAAGAAUAACUAUAAGACAGGAGGCAGUAUUUUCCGGCAUUUCUCCGCUACUCGCAAUUUUGCAGGUCAGAAUUGAUUAGAUGGAUGACGGUCUAACGAAAAAAGAGGAGUUUGUGAGUGUUUGGGUCAGAGAUCCUAGGAUACAGAAGGAUGAUUACUGGCAUACGCACCUGGAUUAUGAAAUCUGUCUACAUACCAACAGCAUGUGCUUCAGAAGGAAGAUCUCAUGUGUGAGACGAAGAUACCGUGAGUUUGUGUGGCUCCGGCAGAGGCUCCAGGAUAAUACUUUUCUCAUAGAGCUACCUAAACUUCCUCCCCGGAACCCCUUCUUCAGUCAGAGCAACAGUUUCCAUAUCAACAAGAGGAUGAAGAAGCUACAGCAGUUCCUGGAAGAACUCCUGGACAUCCCUCUGCUGCUGUCUGACAGCUGCCUGCACCUCUUCCUGCAGUCCGAGCUCAGCGUGUCCAAGAUCGAGGCCUGUGCUUCGGGGCUGACGCGCUACUCUGUGGCCGAGGCCAUCCAGCGCUGUGGGCCGCAGAGCCGCUUCCCUUCCCAGGAAGCCCUCUGCCCUUCCCAGGAAGCCCUCUGCCCUUCCCAGGAAGCCCUCUGCCCUUCCCAGGAAGCCCUCUGCCCGCCGGGCACCGUCCGCUUCACCUUGGACCUUGAUAGCACUUCAUCUUCGUGCACCGGGACCGGCAGUGACCCUGGUACGCCCGAAGGGAACGAGAUGCCCCAGGAUGACAGCCCCCCUAGCUGAGCCCCCCCCCCCCAAGCCAGGGAGGGCUACCUGUCACCUCCAUCUUGGCUGUGAAGCAGCACCAGCUGUGCUGAUCUGACCUUCUGAUCGAGGUUUCUGAAGUUUCACCCUAAUGUUCACCAAAAUGUGCUCUGGUUUCCGUCCCUAUACUGUGUCUCUCAGCAGUUUUGUUUUUACACGUCUCGCCCUAUGUGAAAGUGUCCUUUUUAAUCGUUCAGUGUUUCCAGAAUUUUUAGGUUUGUUUAUCAGUGUUAUGCAAGCAAGUUGAUUGUAGAUAUUUCAGUGAAGCACGAAGACGUAGGCAUUGUUGCAGGUUUUAAGCAAGACUUCUGUGAAUGCUUUGUAAUAUUUACUUUUUACAAAAGUGUGGAGUAAGUUGAAGUGACUUUUUAUGUUUUUCUUUGGGGGGGGGAAAAAACGUCUGGGGAAAAAAAACGGUGGUCCAUCAGACUGAAUUCUUAGAUGGAGGUUGACGUUUAAAAAUGUGCUGCAUUCACUGCAUUUUGACUUUUUAAAUAACAUUUAAGUAUGUGUAUUAACUGCGGUAAUGAAAAAUAAAUGUUUCUGAAAAAGUUUA
Messenger RNA from Paramormyrops kingsleyae, 1717 nucleotides. Its product is annotated as sorting nexin-10B-like. Gene Ontology annotation, cellular component: endosome. Gene Ontology annotation, molecular function: phosphatidylinositol phosphate binding. The record is from RefSeq and is a predicted model, not a curated record. NCBI's taxonomy places the organism in Eukaryota, Metazoa, Chordata, Actinopteri, Osteoglossiformes, Mormyridae. Gene Ontology annotation, biological process: cilium assembly; intracellular protein transport; vesicle organization.